Molecule: messenger RNA, 990 nt
Organism: Plasmodium gonderi
Lineage: Eukaryota; Apicomplexa; Aconoidasida; Haemosporida; Plasmodiidae
Product: eukaryotic translation initiation factor 2 alpha subunit
Exons: 2
Coding region: 1-990 (329 amino acids)
Cellular component (GO): eukaryotic translation initiation factor 2B complex; eukaryotic translation initiation factor 2 complex; eukaryotic 48S preinitiation complex
Molecular function (GO): RNA binding; translation initiation factor activity; ribosome binding
Source: RefSeq, a predicted model, not a curated record
AUGGGUGACCUUCAGAGGAGCAAAGCCGAUUUAGGCGAUUGUCGUUUUUAUGAGAAGAAAUUUCCAGAAGUAGAUGACUUGAUCAUGGUCAAGGUUAAUAGGAUUGAAGAUAUGGGGGCAUAUGUUUCCAUACUGGAAUAUAAUGACAUGGAAGGAAUGAUUUUAAUGUCUGAACUGUCUAAAAGAAGAUUUCGAAGUGUAAACAAAUUAAUUCGAGUUGGAAGGCAUGAAGUAGUCUUGGUUUUAAGAGUAGAUAGCCAAAAAGGAUACAUUGAUUUGUCAAAAAGAAGAGUAUCACCAAAAGAUAUAAUGAAGUGUGAAGAACAUUUUUCAAAAUCAAAGAAAGUACAUCAAACAGUUAGACAUGUUGCACAGAAACAUAAUAUGACUGUUGAGGAACUAAAUAGAAUAGCUAUUUGGCCAUUGUAUAAAAGAUAUGGACAUGCAUUAGAUGCAUUAAAAGAAGCAACUGUUAAUCCAGAAGCUGUUUUUAAAGGAAUAGAUCUAAAAGAAGAAGUAAAAAAUUCCCUUCUUGCUGAUACUCAACUUAGACUAUCCGCACAAGCUCUAAAAUUAAGAGGAAGAAUUGAUGUAUGGUGUUUUAGUUAUGAAGGAAUUGAUGCUGUUAAAGAAGCUUUGAAAAAAGGGAAAGAAGUUUCAAAUGAUGAAGUAUCAAUUAAUAUUAAAUUAAUUGCCCCUCCACAAUAUGUUAUUGUUACUUCCUGUCAAGAUAAAGAUCUUGGUAUGUCCAAAAUUCAAGAAGCUAUGAAACUUAUUAGUGAUAAAAUUAAAGAAUAUAAAGGAGGAGAUUUUAAACAACAAGGAGAAAUUUUGGUUAUGGGUGGUGAUGAUGAGAAACGUUUAGAAGAAUUGCUAGAUAAACAGGAUGAUCUUUCUAGUGAUAAUGAAUACAAUAGUAGUGAUGAUGACGAUGAGAACUCCAGUGAUGAUGAAGAUAAUUCAAGUGAAAUAGAAGAGGAAGAAGAUUAA